GUGCCCGCGCCUCCGCGCCUCCGCGCCCGCCCCUGGUUUCCUCCGUACCGCGGCGGCGGCGGCGGCGGCGGCGGCGGAGCCUCGUGCGCGCGGCUAUUUAUUUCCGGGCCCCAGAGCGCUUAUAAUGGAGCCGCUGUCAGCAGAACCUUCUGCCGCCGCCGCCGCCGCCGCCGUCCCUCCUCUUUUUUUUCCCGGCAGAUCUUUGUUGUGUGGGAGGGCAGCAGGGAUGGACUUGAGCUUGCGGAUCUCCUGCUAGAGCAGCCGCGCUUGGAGAGGGCGCCGCAGCCGCGAGGAGGAGCCGCCGCCGCCGCCCCGAGGCCCCGCAGGACCCGGCCUCCGUCCGCCCGCGCCCCCGCCCGGCCCGCGCCUGCCUCCCGGCACAUUCCCCUCGCGGCGGCAGAUGUGUGUGGGGUCAGCCCACGGCGGGGACUAUGGUGAAAUUCCCGGCGCUCACGCACUACUGGCCCCUGAUCCGGUUCCUGGUGCCCCUGGGCAUCACCAACAUAGCCAUCGACUUCGGGGAGCAGGAGACCAAAUCGAGAUGUACAGCAGAAGAGGAUUAAUCCAGUACGAGGUGUUCACUCUACCUGAUGCAGCAGUCAUUAAUUUGUCAUGAGCUGGGUGGUGUGUCAAGGAAACCUGAUACACAUGUGCAUGGAAAAACACACAGCGGCUUAAGAAAAUGUGGAUUCAGUUUUCUGAUGGCCCAAGCAACUGUUAGCGGUAACCUCUGAAGUUCAUACUUUGCCCUUUGCAACAAAUAUAGUCAAUGUCAGAUGUGCCUUGAACCGGGGCAUCGCUGCUGUCAAGGAAGAUGCAGUGGAGAUGCUGGCCAGCUACGGGCUGGCCUACUCCUUAAUGAAGUUCUUCACGGGGCCCAUGAGUGACUUCAAGAAUGUGGGCCUGGUAUUUGUGAACAGCAAGAGGGAUAGGACCAAAGCCGUCCUGUGCAUGGUGGUGGCCGGAGCCAUCGCUGCCGUCUUCCACACCCUCAUAGCGUAUAGUGACUUAGGCUACUACAUCAUCAAUAAAUUGCACCAUGUGGAUGAGUCGGUGGGGAACAAAACGAGAAGGGCCUUCCUGUACCUUGCCGCCUUCCCUUUUAUGGAUGCAAUGGCAUGGACCCAUGCUGGCAUUCUCUUAAAACACAAAUACAGUUUCCUGGUCGGAUGUGCCUCAAUCUCGGACGUCAUAGCUCAGGUCGUUUUUGUAGCCAUUUUGCUUCACAGCCACCUGGAGUGCAGAGAGCCUCUGCUCAUCCCCAUCCUGUCCUUGUACAUGGGCGCCCUCGUGCGCUGCACCACCCUGUGCCUGGGCUACUACAAGAACAUUCACGACAUCAUCCCGGACAGGAGUGGACCGGAGGUGGGGGGAGAUGCAACAAUAAGAAAGAUGCUGAGUUUCUGGUGGCCUUUGGCUCUUAUCUUGGCUACACAGAGAAUCAGUAGGCCUAUCGUCAACCUCUUUGUUUCCCGGGACCUUGGUGGCAGUUCUGCAGCUACGGAGGCCGUGGCAAUUUUGACAGCCACAUACCCCGUGGGUCACAUGCCAUAUGGCUGGUUGACGGAAAUCCGUGCUGUCUACCCUGCUUUUGACAAGAAUAACCCCAGCAAUAAGCUGGUGAGCACAAGCAACACGGUCACGGCAGCCCACAUCAAGAAGUUCACGUUCGUCUGCAUGGCCUUGUCGCUGACGCUCUGUUUUGUGAUGUUCUGGACGCCCAACGUUUCCGAGAAGAUCCUGAUAGACAUCAUUGGCGUGGACUUCGCCUUCGCGGAACUCUGCGUUGUUCCCCUGCGCAUCUUCUCCUUCUUCCCGGUUCCAGAUGCAGCUUGCGGGAUCUCCAUUCAGGCAUGUGGGAUCUUUUGGUGCGUCGCCUGGGCUCUUCGUUGUGGCACACAGGCUCCAGGGCGCGUGGGCUCUGUAGUUUGUGGCACGCAGGCUCUCCCAUCGAGGCACGUGAGCUCAGUAGCAGUGGUGCAUGGACUUGGCUGCCCCGCGGCACGUGGGAUCUUAGUUCCCCGACCAGGGAUGGAACGUGCAUCCCGUGCAUUGGAAGGCGGAUUCUCUACCACUGGACCACCAGGGAAGUCCCUCAGGCUUCUUUCUUUGGAAACAUUUGCAGUCCUGUCCCAAACAAAAACAAAAAAAAUUUUUUUAAUUUCACAGUGGAUUAAAAAGAGGCAAAGACAUUAUCCAAUUGGUUGAAAGUUUGAGAAACAAGUCAAAGAGGCAUAAUUUGUUUCUUAAAGGACAGUGGUUGCAAACUCAGGAAAAAGAGCCCAAAGGGAUAGCAUGAGACGUUCCAGGGACAAUAGAACUGCUCUGUAUCUUCACUGUGGUGGUGGUUACACAAGUCUAUGCGUGUAUUGAGAUUCUAAAAGGACUGCUGGAGAAAAGAAUCCAGGGUCAAAGCUGAGGCCAGAAAUGGGCCGAGGAGCUCGUGGAAGCUGGGGCUGAUGGCACACCUGCCACCCUGGGGUGGUUCCCAAGUCAGGCCACAAGCUGCCCCUGCUCUUAGAUGCCAGCCAUUCCUGGAGGCUGCUGUCCUGUAGUGCCUGGUCCUUGGGGUGGGGGUCAGGGGGCGGACACUGGGGGAGCAAAGCUUUGGUGCCACCUGGAGGAGGGUGCACUCCCUGGAGAUCAAGGCACAUGUCACUGACUCCCCAGUCUGGACCUGAGGAGGGGCUGGAGGUCCCAGAGCUAGGACUGGGGUGGGACUUGCCGUUAAUCUCCUCUCGACCCGCCUUCCUCGCCUGGCAGACCAAGGGCUUGCAGACCUCAGGCCCCAUCUGUCUUUGCAACCUGCUGGGUUUGGGCCAACGGGGUUAGCAUCUCGUCUGUGCAGCCAAACCUGAGUGAGCACCUGUGCCUCAGAAAUUCAACGCUUCCACCUGGGGCAGGGGCAACACAGCAUCAGAUCAGGAAGACUACAGAUUCUUCCUCCACACCUACCCCGGACAUGAGUUUUCACCCCAGCAGUGAGCACUUCCUCCCCCUCGAUAGGCCUAUGCCUGGUGUCGCCCCACAUGGGAUAAAGGACAAGGUCUCACGCUUCCUCAGACCCCACCCAGUUUCGGAUCAAACCUAAAUGUUGCCCAGGGUGUCUGUGCCCCCACAUCGGCCCAUCAGUGUUUGACACACCGUCCUUGGAGCCCCUCCUUGGUGCUGGGGCUGGUGCCCUGCCUGCCCUCCUGAAGCUCACACGUCAGGGUGGGGGGUACCGGGAACACGUUGUGAGGUCUUUGUGAAAUGUCGACGUAUGAAAACAAGGGAGCGGGCCGUGGACCAGUGGUCAGGAUGCUGGGGAGGAAACAGGGAAGUGAUCCGGGUCCCUCUUCUUCACCCGCCUCCCUCCUCCGCAUCUCCCCCAGCCUGUGGGCGGGAAACCCAGCUUCUGGUCCAGCUUCUCUCCUCCCAGAAUCAAACUGGAUCACCAUCAAGAUGCCGAUUUUCUCUGAGUUUUCUGGACAAGAAUGAUCAGAGCUUGAGGCUGGGCGGAGGCAGAGAUGGAGAGAGCGGCAGCACCCCCGCCCCCCAGGGAUGGUGGGGAUGAUGGGGAAAGGAGCGGCCCACAACCCGCUGCCUGGACACUGAGGGCUGGGAUGCGAGGGAGCCGAGGUGGGGACGGGGCUCCCCCCAGGCCCAGAGGCGGGGAUCGGGGCCCCCGGCAGGAGGACAAGGUGACCCGCCCAGGGCGGCAGCAGCCGGGCCGGGGUCCCACCCAGCCGCCCCGGCACCCUGGGUGUGCUGCGCGGGGCCUGGGGGGUAGAGGCGGCAGGACGGGAGAAGCGGGGUGUUGCUGAUGCGUCGUCCUCCGCGGCU
Hippopotamus amphibius kiboko is the source of this 3825-nucleotide messenger RNA. It is a transcript of the gene ANKH, whose product is annotated as ANKH inorganic pyrophosphate transport regulator. The transcript has 12 exons. Bases 826 to 2208 code for a protein of 460 amino acids. Gene Ontology annotation, cellular component: membrane. Gene Ontology annotation, molecular function: phosphate transmembrane transporter activity. The record is from RefSeq and is a predicted model, not a curated record. Gene Ontology annotation, biological process: phosphate ion transmembrane transport. Lineage: Eukaryota; Metazoa; Chordata; Mammalia; Artiodactyla; Hippopotamidae.